This is a messenger RNA of Dermatophagoides pteronyssinus (European house dust mite), 1613 nucleotides long. RefSeq lists its product as uncharacterized. The record is from RefSeq and is a predicted model, not a curated record. Lineage: Eukaryota; Metazoa; Arthropoda; Arachnida; Sarcoptiformes; Pyroglyphidae. Gene Ontology annotation, molecular function: oxidoreductase activity.
CAUUAAACCUAGAGCAAAUUGGUAAAAUUUGUAAUUUCGUUUUUAUUAUUAUUUGUAUUUUUCCUUUUCUUUUGAAAAAUUAUUCUUUGAUUCAGCAGCAGUAUUUCAAAGUUUUUCCCUCUUAAAACAACACCGACAAUCCAUUAAUAAGAGAAUAUAAUGCAACGUGGAUCAACAUCAGCUACCGGUUUAGUAUCAUUAACAAAAAGUGAUCCUACAAAAUCAUUAACACCAUUAUCAUUAUCAACACAAUCAUUAAAAACAUCAAAAUCAAAAUCAUCAACAAAAUCAUUAGCAUCAACAUCAAAUACCAAGGUAAAAGUUGAACGUACAACAAGUAAAACUGGUGAUGCAAAAGAAAAGAUAAAAAUUUCAGCAAAAGUUAAUGAAGAAGAGCUGAAAAAAGGACAAAAAAGUCAAGUAAAUUGUGGCCUUUAUUUUAUCCUACAGAUUUUAGCAUUAGUUACAUUAAUAUUAAUGGUCAUUUGGUUUAUUGAAAAUUUUGGUGGUUUAUCAUUGAAAAUGACCGAAGAACAUAUGGAACAAUUUUUCAAUCUACAUCCAUUAUUUAUGGUAUUUGGUUUGGUUUAUGUUGUUGCCAAUUCAUUACUAUUUCUAACAUCAUCAUAUGCAUUACGUUUUGCACGUAUCGUUCUUGCAUUUAUAAUAUUAACAAUGGGUUGUAUCGGAUCGAUUAUAACAUUUUAUUGGCAUUCAGAAAAUGAAUAUGUACAUUUUUAUUCAUUACAUUCAUGGUUAGGUAUUAUAACAUGGAUAUUUUUAAUAACAUAUUUUUUCUAUGGUUUUAAUGUUUAUAUAACAAAUAUUGAUGAUGAUCGUCGUCGUGUACGUAUGAUACAACAUUUACGUUUUAUUGGUAUUGCAACAUUAUUGAUGGCAGGUGCAACAUGUUUGCUUGGUAUUUCACAGAAUUUAAUUGUACGUUCAAUGAUGAAAACACCACCACCACCACCAUCACCAGAAGGAUCAUCGAUAAUACCACCAGCAGCAACAACAAAUAAUGAAACAAGUAUUGAUGAUCAAUCAAUAUUUCAAGCCAAUUUGAUUGGUAAUACAAUUGGAAUGUUUUUAUUUUGUUAUAUUUUAUCAAUGAUUUAUUUGAUGGCACGUAUGCGUUAUGAACCAUGGUCAAUGAGAAAACGUGAACAAAUUGAAAAACAAUUACGUGCUACGGUGGAAAAAGCAAUGGCACGUUUAGAAGAAGAUGGUGUUUUAGAUAAUAAAAAACAACGUAGUAGUGGUACUGGUAUUGGUGGUAGUCGAAGUAAAACUUCAAUGACAAGAGGAGGAAGUAAUGCUAGUAUCAUUAAUCGUAGGAAAAAAUCAUCAUCAAAAUCUGGUUCAAGAUCCCGAUCUGGUUCAAGAUCUCGAUCUCGAUCUCGAUCAAGAACCAAAUCAAGAACCAAAUCAAGAACUGGAUCGAAAACUGGUUCGAAAACUGGAUCGAAAACAAAAUCAUCCACAUCAAAAACAUCGGUCACAUCGGCAACAACAACAACAACAACCGGAACAAUGUCGAAAUCAAAAAUUUAACCCCGAAAAACCGAAAAAAUGACCAAGCAAGCACCAAAGAAAUGAUUUGGUUUUUUCCU